Messenger RNA from Dioscorea cayenensis subsp. rotundata (Guinea yam), 807 nucleotides. Its product is annotated as protein FAR1-RELATED SEQUENCE 5-like. Lineage: Eukaryota; Viridiplantae; Streptophyta; Magnoliopsida; Dioscoreales; Dioscoreaceae. Bases 1 to 807 code for a protein of 268 amino acids. The record is from RefSeq and is a predicted model, not a curated record. Gene Ontology annotation, biological process: regulation of DNA-templated transcription. The transcript has a single exon.
AUGGCCUAUUCACAAUUUGGAGAUAUUGUUAUUUUUGACACUACUUAUAAGGCUAAUCGAUUUGGCUUCCCCUUUGCACCUUUUGUUGGAGUUAACCAUCAUAUGCAAUCUAUUUUAUUUGGUUGUGCUCUAAUUGCCGAUGAAAAAGAAGAAAGUUUUCUAUGGGUAUUCCAAACAUGGCUAAAAUGUAUGCUAGGGAAAUAUCCAAAAACCAUUGUUGCAGAUCAAGAUUUGGCUAUGGGAAAGGCUAUUGCAAAUGUUUUUCCAAACUCUAGCCAUCGACUUUGCUCUUGGCACAUUGGAAGGAAUUCAAUGAAGUAUUUAGCAGAUUUGAAGAGUAAAGAUGGCUUUAUGCGAGAAUACAACAACUGGUUGCAUCAUAGUGAAUCUAUUGAAGCAUUUGAGAAUAGAUGGGGUGAAAUUAAAGCAACAUACAACAUUGAUGAAAGACACUGGUUGAGCAAGAUGUAUAACAUUCGAAAUAAAUGGGUUUCUUUAUAUUGGCAAGAUAUAUUCACAGCUGGAAUGACUACUACACAACGCAGUGAAAGUAUCAACUCAUUUUUUGAUGGAUUUGUUAAUGCUCAAUCAGCAUUGGAUGAGUUUUUUGUUCAAUAUGAUAAAGCUUUGCUUGCUCGAAGAAAUGCUGAAGAAAAUGAAGAUUUCAAGACUUUGAACUCUGUACCUAACUAUCACACAAGUCAUCCAAUCGAGAGACAUGCAGGAGAAGUGUAUACAAGAGUUGUGCUUAAUAUCUUUCAAGUGGAAUUGCGAGAAAGUGAUAGUAUGCUUGCCGAACGAGUUUGA